Messenger RNA from Colletotrichum phormii, 535 nucleotides. RefSeq lists its product as uncharacterized. The record is from RefSeq and is a predicted model, not a curated record. Bases 67 to 336 code for a protein of 89 amino acids. The transcript is spliced from 3 exons. Gene Ontology annotation, cellular component: MICOS complex; mitochondrion; mitochondrial inner membrane. NCBI's taxonomy places the organism in Eukaryota, Fungi, Ascomycota, Sordariomycetes, Glomerellales, Glomerellaceae.
UCCAUAGCUGAAGCUCCGACCUCGACAACACCAUUGAGCACCGAGUCAAUUGUGGUAUCGACGACCAUGUCAGACACCUCUGUUCCCCCUCCCCCGAGCGCCGUCGCGCGCCCCGUCAGUGAGGCACUUCUCAACGAGAAGUGGGAUCACUGCCUGUCCAACCUCCUCGUCAAGUCCACCCUCGGUCUUGGCUUCGGCGUCGUCUUCUCAGUCCUCAUUUUCAAGCGCAGAGCGUGGCCCGCUUUCGUCGGUGUCGGUUUCGGAGCCGGACGCGCAUACGAGGAGUGCAACUCCAGCCUGAAGCAGGCCGCCAGAGAGAUCAGGAAGCAGGCAUAAGAUGCCACGACUGUCUAAUCGAUAAACGACGCGAUCCGGAUCGGAAUACAGCUGUACAAACAUACUACGUCACACGCACGUGAAAGCUCGCUAGGGAGCCAGAAGCCGGCGGGCCCUUGUGCGAUCACCCUGAGGAGCCGGUAAACUAGGUUAGGGCGGGGACGAGCGAGGGAAUAGAGUCUUUUUAUUUGUCUGUCCA